CGCGUUCUGUGUACGUCAUUUGUGCGUGCGCGCUCACACUACUUAAAAUGGCUGCGGUCUGUGCUGUACCUAAACCGAUGCUUUUCUGCAUGUUUAUUCUGUGAAGAAGCUGCAGAACAGGCCACUGCCUAUGCUUAACAGGCUGCCAUCUUUUGUUAAGUCGUCAAAGCCAACGUCAAAGAUGGCUGAAGUGCUGAACUUGAACAAUGAGGUUGUGAAGAUGAGGAAGGAGAUAAAGAGGGCGAGGGUGUUGAUCAUCCGAAAGCUCACCAGACAGAUCGUGAAGCUGAAGAAGAAAAAGGGGAAGGAGGCCGAGGUGGAAAAGAACCAGAGACGAGCGGCCAGGCUGCUGGAGGAAAUCCAUGCCAUGAAGGAUCUGAAGCCCGACAAUGUCACGAAGAUCGCCCUGAUGAAGAACCUCAGCUUCGAAAAGGUCUGCAAGAACCCCGACUCCACGCUGUCGGAGCGAGCGACUGCGCGGAUCGCCACGCAUCCGCAGAUCAGCAAGAGGAUCCAGGAGAUCAAAGCAGCCGUCGAGGCCUUCAAAGAUGAACGGAAAAAGCCUGCCGGCAGUAAGGCCUCAAAGCCUGAUAAACCUGCAGAGGACCCAAAGAUGGAUGAGGUUAAAUCAGAUGAUUCAGAGGAGGAUGAGGAGGACAAGAAGGAGAAGGAAGAGGAGGAGGAGGAGGAGGAGGAGGAGAAGAAGAAGAAGGAGGAGGAGGAGGAGGAGGAGGUGGAGGAGGAGGAUGAUGAUGAUGAUCGUGAUGAUGGUGAUGAUGGCGGUGAUGUAGAAGAUAAAGGGGAACAGAAAGAGGAAGGGCUUGGUGCUGCCAAGGACAGCUCCAGUCCGACUGCAGAAGAAGGGCCUACUGUCAAAAUGGAUGAUGACAUUAAGGUGACGGCAUCAAAAAGUGAAUUAAUGGGUCCCCCAGAGGAGGCUGAGGUGCAGCCUGAAGAAAAGGCACAAACCCUCAUAAAACCCCAAAAGUCCCUUGAAACUGCAUUCAAGUUAGAAGACUCAAAAACGCCACAUACUAAGGACAAGAGGAUCCAAAAGCCUACAGAAAACAAACCGCCUCCACAGAGUCAGUCAAACUCCAAAAUGGAGAUCAAGAGCUCUACAGCAAAGGGGGAGAAGAAGGAAGAGGAAAGUGACUUGGACUCAUCUGACGACGAAGAGGAGAAGGAGUACUUCGACGACAGCACAGAGGAGCGUUUCCGCAAGCAGUCGUCCCAGUCCGAAGGCAGCGACGAAGAGGACGACUUCUUCCUGGGAAAAGUGAGCAAAUUCAAGAAGAGGAGAACUGGCCCUGGUGUGGGAGAGGUGAAGAAGGGCGACGGUGACCGAAACGUUAGUCGGGCGGGUGCACCGAAGGGGGAGGCAGAGGGGGGGUGUGGAGGUGAGGGCUCGGGCCUGCAGGACUCAAAAGCAAUGAGGAUGGAGUCUGUAUUCUGCAGUACUUUGUCAGGGUCGAAAGGGGCCCCUGGGAACCGCGGGAGGGGACCCAGUGCCAUCUCAAAGCCACACAGAUUUCAGAAUGAUAGGCGAGGGCAGACUUGGACACAGAAAUCAGCCCCGUUUCAGAACCGAGGUGGCGGGCAGGACAGAAAACCGAUGUCCAGAUUUCAGAAUCAGAGAAGGGGAGGUCCGCGUGGUGGCCCCCAGGUACAGGACAGGGGCCCUGCUGCAGCGAGGGCCAGGCCACCGUUUGAGAAGCCCAGGGACCACAGAGCUGCACCCGGGAGAGCUUCCAACCCUUCCCAGCAUACACAGCAAGCUCUCCACCCCUCAUGGGAGGCCAGCAAGAGACGGAAAGAGCAGCAGGCCCAAAUUACAGCCUUCCAGGGAAAGAAGAUCAAGUUUGACGAUGACUGAUCUCAGUCUCAGUUUGGCGAUGACUGAUCUCAGUCUCAGUUUGACGAUGACUGAUCUCAGUCUCAGUUUGACGAUGACUGAUCUCAGUCUCAGUUUGACGAUGACUGAUUAGCAGUAUUGCUGCUGGAUUUAUGUUGUAUAUUGAAAGAAUAACAACAAAAAAAUUCAUAUUGCUACUGCAGUUUGACAGUUUGCAAAGUGAAUAUUCUGGACAAUUUUUUAAAGAUUUCAACUGUGAACAUGGUGUACUAUAUUAUUUGACAGCAUUAAAUUGCUGCAAAGUAUUCCUAAAUCAUCUAGGCUAUAACGAUUUAAUAUCAGUCUUGUAUAAUUGUACAUGUUUUCCUUUUGGUAACACCGAUACAUGUUUUUAUGCUAAAUACAAUAAUGCUUUAUGUUAUUUUUAUUUGUGGUUUCUCACAGUUGUCAUGAUUGUGUAUAAACGUAAACCAGAACAGCAAUGGUGAUACAAAUGUGCUUUUUUAUUUAUCAAACAUGAAAUGAAUGCCUCUAACCUGUUUAUUGGAAAAAUGAAAUCAGUUCUUGCUUCUCUCAUCAAACUUAACCAUUUCCACAUUUGCGUAUACCUGAAAUACCAUGCUUUACUGUCGUGAGAGAUGGAAUAUACUGUGCACUAUGUUCAUUUGUUGAAUGUACAUUUGUGAUACUGUUUAUUUAAGAGAUUCCGUUUAUUUUACUUUUUUCCGAUUCCAUCAACAGCACUUUUAGUUGAUUUACUGUUGAGUGAAUGCAGACUCUGUAUUUGAAAUCACUCCUUUCGAUGGUUAUUUUCAUAGUUUCCAGGAAGGAAAAUUGCUUUGGCAGUAUUUGAUAAUGGUUAGUCUGACAGUGCUCUGUGCGAGAUACCACAGUUUCUAUUCUCGCACACAAACAUUUGCUCUAUGUUGUAUUCUCAUUAAGGCUUUGAACUGGGCUCUGGGUGAUAAAAAUUCCGUAAGAAAGA
This is a messenger RNA of Anguilla anguilla (European eel), 2840 nucleotides long. It is a transcript of the gene srfbp1, whose product is annotated as serum response factor binding protein 1. The transcript has 3 exons. Gene Ontology annotation, cellular component: nucleus; 90S preribosome. The coding region runs from base 131 to 1876 and encodes 581 amino acids. Lineage: Eukaryota; Metazoa; Chordata; Actinopteri; Anguilliformes; Anguillidae. Gene Ontology annotation, biological process: maturation of SSU-rRNA. The record is from RefSeq and is a predicted model, not a curated record.